Molecule: messenger RNA, 207 nt
Organism: Gregarina niphandrodes
Lineage: Eukaryota; Apicomplexa; Conoidasida; Eugregarinorida; Gregarinidae
Exons: 1
Coding region: 1-207 (68 amino acids)
Source: RefSeq, a predicted model, not a curated record
AUGCCAAAGGAUUUGGAGUUCCGCUUAGCGAUGGCCAAAUACGAGUUCCCGCAAAUACGUGAGAAGCUAGAACUGGCCAAGCUCUCACUGAACGAAUACCAAACCGAAUUAGUGAACAAAGCGAUCUUACAGAUCGGAUCGCUGGAAAUGAAAUUCAUUGACGUACUAGAUAGACUUAACGCCAUGAACCUAUUCAUCUGUCGGUGA